AGUGACAAUGUGAUUAAGAAUUUGCGGCCCCUUUAAGAAACAUGACACCAUGCGCAUUGAAGAUGCGCAGAAGAGAGAAACGCGAGAGACGAAACAAGUGCUGAAACUUUCACCAGCUGAAAGCGAUGCUGUUAACGAUCGUGCAUGAAGAACAAACGUGGAAUAUUUUCUCCGAAUGCCGUAUAUUUCCAUUCUGCAGAUCUGGUCCUGUGGGUGUCAGUAUCACACAGUGAUCACAGUUCACACCUGCAGUGAAGCUCCUCCCACAACAAUUCACCAAUAAAUACUGGAAAUAUUCUCAUCAUCCUACAAGAGAAGGACAAACUCCAGGUGUAGCAGCUGAAAUCUGUGUGACUGUUAAAGAUGGAGUUUAUUAAAGAGGAGAUUGAAGACAUGAGUGAUCCAGAACCAUCCAGAAUAAAACAUGAAGAUACUGAGGAACAAAUAGAUCAGAUGGAAGUGCAAGAGCAAAGAAAAGAACUGGAGGAAAUUAAGGAGGAACACCAUAACUUUAAAACUCAAGGAGCAAAAGCCAAAAAGCUGCACACCUGCACUCAGUGUGGAAAGAGUUUCAGACAAAAAGGAGACCUUAAGAGGCACAUGAGAAUUCACACUGGAGAAAAACCGUAUACAUGCACUCAGUGUGAAAAGAGUUUUUCUCUAGUAUCAAGUCUGAAUAAACAUCUGCGUGUUCACUCUGGAGAAAAACGAUUCAACUGUGAUCAGUGUGGUAAAGAUUUUAUUUCUUCAUCAGAUCUUAAACGACACCUGAAAGUUCAUUCAGAUGAGAGGCCUUAUGUGUGUUCUCUCUGUGGAAAGAGUUUUUCGUGGCUGUACAGUUUUAAACAUCACCAGAAAACACAUGAAGGAGUGAAAGAUCAUGUGUGUUGUGACUGUGGGAAGAGUUUUUUUACAACGGAGUCUCUGAAACGGCACCAAAGAAUUCAUACUGGAGAAAGACCUUACAAGUGCUCAUAUUGUGAUAAGAGUUUCACUCAGUCUACACACCUGAAAUCACAUGAGCGAGUUCACACUAGAGAGAGGUUGUACUGUACUCAGUGUGAUAAGAGUUUUAGACAUUCAAUAAGCUUUCUCAGGCACAUGAAGACAUAUCAUUUGUUGUCGCAGUGAGAAACACUUAAUUUUCAUGUCAAAUACAUUAAAGUAAAUGUUGUAAGAUAAACAAAAUAUGGAGUUGUUCCCAAAAGCACAAUAUCUAAGUUGUGUCCCAAAUGAUGCACUAUACACUAUGCACUUAUACACUAUGUACUCAUCCAUGUAGUGCGUGAAUUGUAUAAGGUUAUUUUGUCAUUUAACAUCGGAGUCUGACAGCUAUGCUCCGCUACGUAAUUAAAGCUGUGACAGUUGAGUGCAUGAAGUGUCCAACAUUCCAAACUUUGUUUUUUUCCGUUGUUUUAGUGCAUCAUCCGCGUACUUAAAGUGCACUUUUUGUUUUUGGAAUUUUCAGUGCGAACACACUACUUGCACUAUUUAUUCUUAGAAAUGUCACAGAAUAGUGCACAAGUACGUGAAUUGGGACGCGCCUCUAGUUUAACUUUUGUUUGUAGUCUGAUCAAGAAACUGAAAGAGUGGUGUUUGAAGCUUCAGAAAGAAAAAAAAAAUACAGAAUAAAUAAUUAUUUGUUUCUUUCCUACUGGUUAGUUUCCAGUAUCUGUCUGGAUGGGUUGUGUCCUGAG
Messenger RNA from Megalobrama amblycephala (Wuchang bream), 1697 nucleotides. Its product is annotated as gastrula zinc finger protein XlCGF7.1-like. Gene Ontology annotation, cellular component: nucleus. Lineage: Eukaryota; Metazoa; Chordata; Actinopteri; Cypriniformes; Xenocyprididae. The transcript is spliced from 3 exons. The record is from RefSeq and is a predicted model, not a curated record. Bases 364 to 1131 code for a protein of 255 amino acids.